This is a messenger RNA of Lottia gigantea (owl limpet), 1034 nucleotides long. RefSeq lists its product as hypothetical. NCBI's taxonomy places the organism in Eukaryota, Metazoa, Mollusca, Gastropoda, Lottiidae. Gene Ontology annotation, biological process: protein dephosphorylation. The record is from RefSeq and is a predicted model, not a curated record. The transcript is spliced from 7 exons. The coding region runs from base 75 to 1034 and encodes 319 amino acids. Gene Ontology annotation, molecular function: protein tyrosine phosphatase activity.
GGCGUAGCGUCCGGUUAUGUUUCAGCUGAAGAGAAAAAUAAUAAAUUUUAUCAUUUAUUGAUUAACUAAAUAACAUGUCAUCGCUUAUUGAAAAAGAGUUGCUUGAAAAUGACCGGGCUAAAAUCUGGAAUGAGUUUUAUCAGAGAAUGAAAAAUGAAGCCUCGUUACAGACAUUAGAUAAUGAGAAAUAUAAUGUAACAGCUGCUAGAAAACCUGAAAAUAGAAAUAAAAACAGAUAUAGAGAUGUCAGUCCAUAUGAUCACAGUCGCAUUGUUAUAGAGAAAGGUGAAGAUGACUAUAUUAAUGCUAGUCUAGUUCAAGUACCAGAAGCUAACAGAAGAUAUAUAUUAGCACAGGGCCCUCUUGAACAUACUGCUGGUAAUUUUUGGCAAGCUGUAUGGGAACAGGAAUCUAAAGCUGUUAUAAUGCUCAAUAGAGUCAUAGAAAAAGGCACACUCAAAUGUCAUCAGUAUUGGCCUCUAGGUGUAGAUCAACAUCAUGAAGAUGAAAUGUUAUUUGAAGAUGUAGAAUUAAAAGUAACCUUAUUAGAAGAAGAAGAUUAUGAUAAUUAUACAAAACGUGUUUUAGGUCUCGAAGAUAUGGAGACUGGAGACAAACGAGAAAUUUUACAUUUUCAUUAUACAACGUGGCCUGAUUUUGGUGUUCCGUCUUCCCCUACAGCAUUCCUUAAUUUCCUAAUGUCAGUGCGUGAAACUGGUUGUUUAGAAACAGAUUAUGGACCAGCAUUCAUACAUUGUAGCGCUGGAAUUGGUAGAUCAGGAACAUUUUGUUUAGUCGACUCGUGUCUUGUACAGAUUGAAAGAGAAAGAAAUAUGAAGUGUGUUGAUAUAAGAUCGAUGUUAAUUGGUAUGAGAUCAUAUAGAAUGGGCCUAAUACAGACACCAGAUCAACUCAGAUUUAGUUAUUUAGCUGUUAUAGAAGGUGGUCAAAGACUAUUAGAUUUAUCUGAUGCUAACUCUAAUGUCAAACAAGUUCUGGAUAAUGAGGUGAGUGUCAAUCUGUUUGAAAUGUAA